UUCUCCCAAAACAACAUAAACAAAUUCCAAACAUAAUAUUAUUAUCUUGAAUCAUUAAUAUUCAUGAAGAUAAACACUUGUGCUCUCUUUCCCUGUUUUUUGACGCUUAUAACAUUUGUGACGGUUUUUAUCAUAACAAUAAAAGAGCCAGAAUAUCUUUCUGGCACAAAAUAUAGUAUAAGUGUCAUAAAUGGGUUUUCAAAUAACUCAUCUUUACCGCUUGUAAUAUGGUGUGAGUCCGAAGAAAAUGACAUGGGUGGUCGAGCUUUACAAGAAGGCGACGAUUAUAGUUGGAGUCAAAGCACCGGAUUUUUGGGCGUCGGAAUUAGUCGAGUAUUUUGUACGAUCAAAUGGGAAAGUGUCAGGAAAGUUUUUGACGCUUUUCAUUUUGAAAGAGAUAUUCAUCGUUGUAGUCCUUUUAAGAUGUGUGUUUGGUUGGUUAAGGAAGAUGGUUUCUAUUUUAGUAAUGAUGGUUUGCUCUUUCAAAAGGAUUUCUCAUGGAUGUAAAUGCAAAGUAUAAUAUUGGUUUGUUUAUUAUACUUCAAUUAAUAGUGAUAUUUUUCUGAAGAAUAUCUCUUU
Molecule: messenger RNA, 579 nt
Organism: Amaranthus tricolor (Joseph's coat)
Lineage: Eukaryota; Viridiplantae; Streptophyta; Magnoliopsida; Caryophyllales; Amaranthaceae
Product: S-protein homolog 74-like
Exons: 1
Coding region: 64-507 (147 amino acids)
Source: RefSeq, a predicted model, not a curated record